Molecule: messenger RNA, 4707 nt
Organism: Closterium sp. Naga37s-1
Lineage: Eukaryota; Viridiplantae; Streptophyta; Zygnematophyceae; Desmidiales; Closteriaceae
Source: the annotation of a GenBank genome assembly
AUGGGUUCAGAGACAGGGAUAGAGGAGGACAACGGAGCUCUAACGGGAUCGCCCACCCGGCGAGAGCAAUACAAGGGUUCUGCUCGUGAGGUAGAGGAAAGCGACGGUGCUCGUCGAACGAGCCGCAUUUCAGCGGACGCGCACUCGACUGGCCACGAAGCCACGCCAGGAGUCGAGAACGGGAGCGCUGCAAGAGAGAGUGUUUCCGCGGCCGCUCAUGAUUCCAGCAAAGUAAACGGCGGGGUUCGAGCAAGUGUUAAUAGCGGAUCUGAGUUCAGGGAGCAGGAGGAUUCGCGGAAUGCCGUGCUACCGGAUGAGAAGGCGGGGUUUCCAGAGGCGUUUGGAGACGCAAUGCGCAGAAUUCCAGUGGCUGUUUGGAGGGCGAUAGCUGUGCUGCGCACCGUGCUGCCACGCGGGAGCUGGUGGGACCUGCAGCAGCUGGCAGGGGGGAAGGCAGUACGCGGGAAAGAGGCCAAUGGUAGCAGCAGUGCGGAUAACAAUGGGAAAGGGAGCGGGGGCGGGGAUUCGGCGGGUGAGCUGUGGGACGCCAUUCGCAAGCUCUGGCGUCUGUAUCUCAAGCCAGAGACGCAUAGUUCGCUCAGUGUUCUUGUUGGUCUUUCGAGAACUCCUUACCGCUCACGCCUCUCACCACCUCCCCUUGGUGUCCGUUCGUCCACGUCCCCCAUGAUCACCAUACAAUCUCCCCAUUUCCUACGAGACUGCAUCUUUCCCCCACGUCUCCCCCCAAACCGCUUGAGCAUUCGCCACUUCUUCCACUCUCACCCAACCCCUCAUCGCUUGGGCGUGCGCCACCAGCUGUCAGAGGUGACCAUCCCGCACUUCCUGGCGGCCACCAUAUUCGCUGCGUCCAACGGGCUCAAACCCCAGUUUGACAGGAACGUGCAACUCCUCAUCACCAUGACUCUCGCCUGCGGACUCUUCAGGUGUGCGUCAUGUUCAGGUGUGCGUCAUGUUCAGGUGUGCGUCAUGUUCAGUGGUCUGAGGGCCGCUUCUUUCACCAUCCUCAACCUCCAAAUGGUGCGGCGAAUGCGGCUGGCUCUCUACGAGACGCUCAUCCGGCAGGACAUUGCUUUCUUUGACGGGCAGUCGGUGGGCGACCUCACGUCCCGCCUCGGCUCCGACUGCCAGGCUGCCGGGCACACCGUGGCCAUUGACCUCAACAUCAUGCUGCGCAACGCCCUGCAGGGCAUCGGGGCGUUUGUGUUCCUCAUUCGGCUGAGCUGGCAGAUGGCCCUGGUGACUGCUUCCCUCUGUGGCCUCAUGUGGUACCUGCUCAUGGUGUAUGGCAGCUUCUCCCGGCGGAGCUCCAUGGUGGUACAGGACACUGUGGCCGCCGCCAAUGAGGUGGCAGAGGAAACGUUGUCACUCGCCCGAGUGGUGCGGACCUUUGGCACUGAGAGCAAGGAGGUGAAGAGGUACGAGGUGCCUCUUCAGCGCAUAGUGAAUGUGGGUCUGAGGCGGUCCGUGGCGUAUGGUGUGUGGACGUGCACCGGCAACACCAUCUAUAACGCCACUCAGGUGCUUGCUCUGAUCAUGGGCGGCGGGGCGGUGAUGGCAGGGCGCAUAACAGCGGAGCAGCUGACGCAGUUCAUUCUGUACGCGGAGUGGGUGGUGCAUGCCACGUGGUGGGUGGGCGACCACUGGGCCUCCCUCAUGGACUCGGUGGGCGCCUGCCAUCGCGUGUUCCAGCUGCUCGACCUGCCUCCCUCAGAGCAGCUCACUCAGAACCAUGGCCGAGUGCUGCCGUCGCUGAGCGGCAAGCUGGAGUUCCGAAAUCUCUCCUUCCGCUACCCCACCCGCCCUGAGGCACCGGUGUUGGAUCACAUCAACCUCACCAUCCAACCAGGCGAGCUGGUGGCGCUGGUGGGGCUCAGUGGAAGUGGCAAGAGCACUCUAGUAGGGCUGCUGCAACGCCUCUACGAACCCACAGAGGGGGAGGUGCUUAUAGACGACGUGCCUCUACCAGAGAUUGACAUCGCAUGGCUGAGAAGCCACAUUGGCGUCGUCAGCCAGGAACCCCGUCUCUUCAGCACAGACGUCGCAUCCAACAUCGCUUAUGGAAGCAGAGAGGAAAUUUCCCAAGAAAAAAUUACCCGAGCUGCAACCCAGGCCAACGUCCAUCAAUUUGUUUCAGGGCUGCCCGAGGGCUACGACACAGUGGUGGACAAUGCGCGGCUGAGUGGCGGGCAGAAACAAAGAAUAGCGAUUGCCCGUGCUCUAGUGCGCGACCCCACUCUGCUGAUUCUGGAUGAAGCCACGAGUGCUCUGGAUGCUGAGAGCGAGCACUACGUGCAGAUGGCGUUGGACCAGGCCAUGCAUGACGAUUCGGCAAUGGGAAGGAGAAAACGGACCAUCAUUGUGAUUGCUCAUCGGCUAUCCACGAUUCGCUCCGCAGAUAGAAUAGUGGUCAUGUCAGCAGGCAAGAUUGUCGAGAGUCACGAUCAGCGCAUGAUCAUCCACCUCAUUCACCGCAAGCAACCGGGCGCGGAACCGCCACUCGCGGGAACCUCCGCCUGCGGCGGCGCCACCAUCGUCACCGCCGCGGCGCACGUGUGCGCGGAUCGGCUGCGCGUUCGCCGCCUGUUACAGUCCCUCCUGGACGAAUGCGCCGCGGAGCUGCUGCCGGCGGUUGACGCCGCGGGGGAGGCACAGGCGCAGGCGCACGCCGCGGAGCGCGAUGGCGGAGCGGUGCAAAACGGAGCGGCAGCAACAGCCGCGGAAGAGCCCAAUGUUUUACUGUCAGAGAGGAAAAAACAACAGCUAGAGAAGCUAGGGCAGCGGCUUAGGUCUUUAAUCGCAUCGCAUAGGGGCGUGGUGCCUCCGCGCCCCGUCCUGAUGCUCUACCCCGGUGCGCCCAAGCGCUUCCUAACGCGCGCGCCCGAACCUCCCCCGUGGGAAGGCGGCGCGGGGGGAGCGGCGGAGGAGGAGGGGCGGAGGGUGCUGGCGUGCCGGCGCACGCGGCUGCAGAAGGAAUUGGCGGAGCUGGAUGAAAACGAGGAUGAUGAUAACGAGGAUGACGCGUUUGUGUUCAAUGUGGCGGGGAGAGUAGGAGAGGGGGGAAGUCAAGGGGGGCUGCGCGGGGCUGCGAAUGGGGGCGCUGGGAAUGGCGGCACUGGGAAUGGCGGCGCUGGGAAUGGCGGCGCUGGGAAUGGCGGCGCUGGGAAUGAGGGCGCUGGGAAUGGGGCUAUUGAGAGGGUGUUGGAUGAGGGAAAGACGAGAGAGGGAGCAGCAGCCCUUACAGCAGAAGGAGCAGCAGCAGGUGGGGCAGGAAAGAGAGAACAGCCUUCCCAGGCACCAGCUAACGCUGAAACAUUAGCCCCGUUGCGACCACCGCCGCAGCAAGAGCAGCUGCAUGGAGAACAAAAGCAGCAACAGAAGCAGCAGCUGGUGCUGCAACCGCAGCAGGAGGAAGAGAAGGCAGAAAGGCAGGAGCCAGCCCAACCGGGGGUGCAACAAGCAGAUUCUCUGGGAGGGUCAGGGUGGACCAGCCCCCUGGCCUCUGCUGAUUUCUCCUGGGCGGCACACGUGGCACCUGAAGGCUUGUUAGGCAGCAUUGCCAGCGCUGUAGCAGCAGUUGCUUCAGGUUCUUCCACACCCCCUUCACCCACUCCACAAGGCAACACCAGUACACUCCCCCAUGCUCCCCCUGCUCCCUCCACCCCCCCACCUACCCCCACUCCUGGUUCUGCCGCCUUUCCCCCCCGUCCUGCCACUCUCACCACUCCUGCUCCCACCAUCACCUCCGCAUCUCCCGGCCCGGCCAACCCUAGCGGGCUCUUCCAAUCAGGCAUGAGCGUGAUAUACGAGUCAGCACUGGCGUUCUCAACAGAGUAUACCAAUACAAUGCGCACGCUCACACACACCACCAGCGCCACCAACGCCAACUGGUCUACCCAGUUUUCCAAUAUGGUUACCGCUGCUGCCAUUGCGGCCGGCACCCUGGCCAGCGGCCCUGCUGUUUCAGGGGAAGCUUCAGGUGCUGCUGCUGGUGAUGCUGCAGUUGGGAACAACAGGGGAGCAAACACCGCCUUUCACGCUGCCAAAGCAGCUCCGGGUAAUGCUGGGUUACCACCAAUGCAGGGCAGGCCUAGGGAUGGGAAGGUGCGGGGACGGGUUGGUGACGUGGCGCCGUCAGGGCUGACGUGGGAGGAGGAGAUUGCGUCCCAGCUGGCUUCUGUGGGCGUGGCUGUUUCGUCCUGGGGCCCCGGGGAAGAGGCGCGGGCGGAGAGGGGAGAUGGUGGUGGAGGUGGAGGAGGGAGGAGAGAAGGAGUAGGAGGGAAUGUCGAAGCAGCAGCGGAGGCUAGUAAUGGCGUGUCACUCGCAGCGACAAAAGCAGGAACAGGAGCGGCAGCAGAGAGGGAAGACACUGCCCCUCCAGCAGCCCCUGCCGCAGCUUACCCAACAGCAAGGAGUGGUGGCAGCAGGGCGAGGACUCAGAGCAUGGUGGGACUGGUGGGGGGAGGCAGGGCAGCAGCAGGAGCCAAAGGAGCAGAUGGGGGGGUGGGGGGCCGGGCCACUCUAGGCAUACAUGUGGGGAGGGGUCAGUCAGGGCACAACAGGGCGGCAUCUGUAGCGGCGUCUGUAGCGGGGGCACCGCCGCCAUCCCCAGGGAGCGGAAGCAAGGGGGGAUUUGGGUUUGGGAGCUUUUUCUCCAAAGGGUGGCGAAGGGCGUUCAACCUGGAGUGA